AUACGUCACCGGAAGUUGCGUUCUUACACACGCGAAAGAUGUCUGCGCUCGACGUCCAGGAUUUCAUCCAGCAGAACCGGGCCACGGCCCAGCAGGCGGAGACGUUUCGGGGUUACUGGGAGAGCGACAAGCACUGGGAGGCGCGGAGGGAGUUCAUCCUGCGGAACAUGAGCGACUUUGAGGCGGAUCGGCUGGACCAUCUGCUGUCCCUGUCCAUGGUGUGGGCCAACAACGUCUUCAUGGGCUGCCGCUACAGCGCGGCGCUGCUGGAAAAAGUGAAGGAAAUGGCCGACGGCAUCAUGGUGGAGGACGCGCCCGUUUUCAAGACCAGAGAUGAAAUCAUUAAAAGUCAGCAGGGCCGAUGACCGGAACCGGACCCGUCGGGUCAGAACCGGAAAAGCUGAAAUGUUUACCAACAUGGACCAAGUUUUUAUGGUUUUACAAAUUGUUUUAAAUCAUGUAAAGAAACGGCUGUAUUUUCAGGGUAUGGUAGCAUCUUAUUGCUUAACUUUUUAUCGACUUUACUAGGAAUGCACCGAUAUGAAAAUUUGUUGUGAUAUUUAAUAAUAUCAUUAUGGCCAAUAAUCAAUAUUAUAUACAUUUCUCAAUCGUUUUGACACCUUUGGAAAGAAAACAACAAAUAAAUAUUGGUUAAUAUCAGCCUGGUCUUA
Messenger RNA from Xiphophorus maculatus (southern platyfish), 671 nucleotides. RefSeq names its product CDKN2A interacting protein N-terminal like (gene xtbd1). The transcript is spliced from 3 exons. The coding region runs from base 39 to 365 and encodes 108 amino acids. NCBI's taxonomy places the organism in Eukaryota, Metazoa, Chordata, Actinopteri, Cyprinodontiformes, Poeciliidae. The record is from RefSeq and is a predicted model, not a curated record.